This is a messenger RNA of Acaulospora morrowiae, 258 nucleotides long. The record is from the annotation of a GenBank genome assembly. NCBI's taxonomy places the organism in Eukaryota, Fungi, Glomeromycota, Glomeromycetes, Diversisporales, Acaulosporaceae.
AUGUAUAAGUCGGCUGCAUGUGAAUCACUAGCAGGAAAAGUGGCAUUGGCUAGAUGUUAUAAAAAAGGAACUUGUGUACCUAAAGAUUUGCGCGAGACCUUUUGUCUUUAUUUAGAAGCCGCUAAUAAAGGAUACUUUCCGGCAAUAAUAGCCGUCGAAAAAUGUUAUUCUCGUGGAAUUGGAACAGAAAAGGACAAAACCGAGGCGAAGAAGUGGUCCAUUAAAGCGGCAAGUGAGAACACUGAAAAUAUAUCCAAG